Molecule: messenger RNA, 3120 nt
Organism: Monodelphis domestica (gray short-tailed opossum)
Lineage: Eukaryota; Metazoa; Chordata; Mammalia; Didelphimorphia; Didelphidae
Product: SEC14-like protein 3
Cellular component (GO): cytoplasm
Source: RefSeq, a predicted model, not a curated record
UGGCCCAAGUCGGGCACCGGGAUCCUCCUGGAAGGCAUAGGAGAAAAGAGAGGCCGAUCGACACCAUGAGUGGGCGAGUUGGGGAUCUGAGCCCCAAACAGGCAGAGGCUCUGGCCAAGUUCCGGGACAACAUCCAGGACAUACUGCCCAACGUGCCCAACCCUGACGACUAUUUUUGCCUUCGCUGGCUCCGAGCUCGGAACUUUGACUUGCAGAAGUCAGAAGCCAUGGUGCGCAAGUAUAUGGAAUUCCGGAAGAACAUGGACAUCGAUCACAUCCUUGACUGGAAACCCCCUGAGGUGAUCCAGCAGUACAUGCCGGGAGGCCUCUGUGGCUACGACCGAGACGGCUGCCCCAUUUGGUAUGACAUCGUUGGCCCCCUUGACCCCAAGGGGAUCCUCUUCUCUGUGACCAAGCAGGACUUCCUCAAGGCCAAGAUGCGGGACUGCGAGCGCAUCAUGCGUGAAUGUGACCUGCAGACAGAAAAGCUUGGGAAGAAGAUUGAGACCAUCGUGAUGAUCUUUGACUGUGAGGGGCUGGGGCUCAAGCACUUCUGGAAGCCUUUGGUGGAGACCUACCAGGAGUUUUUCAGUCUUCUGGAAGAAAACUACCCCGAGAGGCUUAAGUUCAUGCUCAUUAUAAAAGCUACCAAACUGUUCCCUGUGGGCUACAAUCUCAUGAAACCCUUUCUGAGUGAAGAUACUCGCAGAAAGAUUGUUGUACUGGGAACCAACUGGAAAGAAGGUUUGCUGAAACUCAUCAGCCCUGAGGAGCUGCCCGUACAAUUUGGGGGAUCACGGACAGACCCUGAUGGGAACCCCAAGUGUGUGACCAAGAUCAACUAUGGAGGCGAAGUUCCCAAAUCCAUGUACGUGCGGGACCAAGUAAAGACCCAAUAUGAACACUCAGUCCAAAUCAGCAGGGGCUCUUCCCAUCAGGUGGAGUACGAGAUCCUCUUCCCUGGUUGUGUCCUCAGGUGGCAGUUCAUGUCUGAUGGGGCAGAUGUGGGCUUUGGAGUAUUCCUAAAGACAAAGAUGGGGGAACGACAGAGAGCUGGGGAGAUGACAGAGGUGGUUACCAGCCAGAGAUACAAUGCACACAUGGUCCCUGAGGAUGGCAGCCUCACCUGCACUGAGCCUGGUGUCUAUGUCCUGAGGUUUGACAAUACCUACAGCUUUGUCCACACCAAGAAGGUCAGCUUCACUGUGGAGGUGCUGCUCCCAGAUGAGGGAAUGCAGAAAUAUGACAAGGAGUACACACCCGUCUAGCCAUCACACCAUAAAAGAUUGGGGGGCAAAAGAGGGUCAGUCAAAGCAGGGGAAGUGAGUGGUGAGGAAUAAAUGACUCACAGUGUCCCCAUAUUCACUACACCCUAUUAUUCACCUCUAUAAAUUAACUAUAUUCUGUUGUGGGGGGAGGUACCUGUCAAUUAAUUCUACUCUCAAUUACCUCUUUUGGUUGUAGUCACUAACCAUGUAGGUCCAUUGGAUAGCCCUGUGAGUUUUCUAUACUCUGUUAUGGAGGGGGGGUCCAUUAGUAAACUAUGCUGUCAGUUUCCCCUGUAGACUCUCCUGGUUAUCUCCAAAAGCUAAUGACACAUUGGGUGGUUCACUAUAUACUCUUGUCAAUUAUCUCUAUAGACUUUCUCCCCUGGGUCUAUAGGGUAACUUAUACACUUUGAUUUAGUUCUGGACAUAGAAUCAGUUUCUUUUCUGGAGUCUAUCAAUUAGUUUUAUUGACUAAUCAUGAGUUUUUGGGCAGUUCUAGUGUUAAUUAUAUUCAGUUUAGGGGGUGAGGUGGAUUCUGGUAAGUGAACUGACAAGGUCAGUUCCCCUCAGUCAAUUCCCCUUGGUUAAUUUCCCUUGAUUAAUUCCCUUGUCAAUUCCCCUUUGCCAGUUUCCCUUAGUCAAUUCCCUUCUGUCAAUUACCCUUUGACAAUUUCCUUUAGUCAAUUCCCCUCUGCCAGUUCCCUUCUAUCAGUUUCCCUCCACUCAUUUCCUUUGGUCAGUUCUCCUCUGCCAAUUUUCCUUGGUCAAAUCCCCUCUGGAAUUUCCCCUUGAUCAAGUCCCCUCAAUCAGUUUUCUCAGUUCUCUUUAGGGGGUUAACAAUACUGUUAGUUACCUUUGUUAGGUUAGCCUAACUUGGCAGCUUGGUUGGUUAACUACAUCCUGUGGGAUGCUUCCCUAGAUGAAUUGUGUACUGUCUAGUAUAUCAAUCAUCAUUAAGCCCAAACUGUUGGUUAUCUCUAUGGGCUAUCUAUAUUGUAUCUAGUAUCUCUAUAAGUUAUUAACACUAUCUGCUAUCUCUAUAUCUAAAUUGCUUAGAUUUAAAUGGCUUCCCCUAUCCUUAGGAUACUGUCUCCUCUUCCCUGAGCUUUCUGUAGGAGAGGGGAUGGGGUGGAGGAGAGAGUUAGUUUGUGAUGAAGGCGAAUGGUCAUAAGAGCCCAACGGAAAAUAUGCUGGAAGGGCCUAGGAUGAGACAGACCUUCCCCAAGAUGCCUAAGCCUUUCCCAAAAGACAUAGAAACAAAGCUUAGCACCCUAGCCUAGCACAAAUUAAACUGAUGAAAUAAUAUUGAGAAUUGUUUUUAGAGCAAUGGGAAAAGAGAUUUCUGAAUAGCUCAACCUUAAUUAUCCCACCAUCCCAACCCUUUCCAUGCCAGUCCCCACCUCUACCCUUGGCAUGGGACUCUGUAGAAAACAUCAGAUUCAUAGACCAUUAAAGCUGGUUGAAAUUUUAGACUAGAACUAGGGGAAGUGGGUAGGACAUGGAAUGUCAGAGCUAGGAAGAGUCCUUUGAAAAUAGAUUUGGAGGUGCAGCCAGUACAACUCCCUUAUUUUACAGAAGAGAAAACUGAGGCCAGAAGAGGGGAAGACCUUCUUAAGGUUCCAAAGCCCCCUUCUCUAUAAACAAAUAGUAAGCGUUAGCUGCAUAAGUAAAGCAGUAGAAGGAAGAUUAAUGUUUGGCAGGAUUUUGACAAUAAAGUAAGGCAAGUGUGAGAGGGAAGGGGGUGGGAGAAGAGAGGAGGAGGGCAGAGAAGGGAAGAACCUUGAGCCCUGGGGAUGGGGCUGAGGACGCCUGCCACCAGGGCUGUAGACCAAUAAAGUACUCUGUGUGUGAA